Elaeis guineensis (African oil palm) is the source of this 4913-nucleotide messenger RNA. Its product is annotated as protein ULTRAPETALA 1. The record is from RefSeq and is a predicted model, not a curated record. Lineage: Eukaryota; Viridiplantae; Streptophyta; Magnoliopsida; Arecales; Arecaceae. Gene Ontology annotation, molecular function: DNA binding. Gene Ontology annotation, cellular component: cytosol; nucleus.
UCGGGAAUCCCAAACUUGCUCCCAAAUUUGUUCUCUCUCCUCCCUUUCUCUUCUCCCCCUGCAUUCUCUCCACAAGAUUUCGCGGAGCGAAGCGCGCCCCUGAGACGAUUCGCCUCUAGGGUUCCUUGCGCGCCGCCUGCGUCGGAGCUGCUCUCUCUAGGAAUAAGGGGGUAGAAAGUGUCAGGGGAAGCGGCUUGGAGUAACGAGGGGAGAGCCCUUUGUCCGCCGGUUUAUUAUGGGAGAGGCGUGUGCUGGAGGGCUUCCUUCCGUGGAUCCUUGUGGCCUUUGUCCUCUCGACCCGUCGUGGUAGCCAAAAGGUGGCGUCUUUGGUACCUUUCGGCUGCCAACGGACGAGGUUUGGUCCUCUGAAAACGGCCCGUUGCGUGUCCUUGACGUGGGCUCAUCCCAGAUCUCUCCUCCACGGCUCUCUACAGGGGUUUUAGGAGACUUUUCGUCGUCCCUGAUCUCCGUUGAAGGAGUCCUUCGUUAUUUGGGACGCCCCGAACCUUCUAAAGGCCAUCCAGGGCGAACCGAGCUGUUUUCUUGUCUUAUUUUCGUUGUUCGGCUGUCAAAAGAGGGAUCUUGUGAGGUUUCUCGAGAUUUCCGACGGAGAGAAAGAGAUGGCGUAUGCUCCGGGGAAAGAUGCCGCCUUUUUAUUCACCGACGAGGAAUUGAGCGAGAUGAGUGGGUUGAAGAGAGGCCGAGACUUCGUCGAGGUGACGUGCGGGUGCACGAGCCACCGCUACGGCGACGCCGUCGGGCAGCUUAGGGUUUUCGCCUCGGGCGAUCUCGAGAUCAGCUGCGAGUGCACGCCGGGUUGUCAGGAAGAUAAGUUGACGCCAGCUGCUUUUGAGAGGCAUUCUGGGCGGGAGACUGCAAGGAAAUGGAAGAGCAAUGUAUGGGUCAUAGUUAAAGGUGAAAAAGUUCCACUAUCAAAGACAGUUCUACUUAAGUACUACAAUCAAAUGUCAAAAACUGGCAAUAGCUCUCAUAAAGGUCCCAAUGGACGACCAUGUCAUCGUGAUGAGUUUAUCCGCUGUACAAGGUGUAACAAGCAGCGCAGGUUUCGCCUUCGGAUCAAAGAGGAAUGCCGCAUUUACCAUGAUGCUGUUGCUGCUCUCGAUUGGAAAUGCUCUGACUCAAAGUUUGAAAAGAUUAGCUGUGAUGAUGAAGAGGAGCGGGCCAGUCGCAAGGUAUUGAGGGGAUGCUUGCGUUCACCAUCAUGCAGUGGGUGCACCACAUGCGUCUGUUUUGGUUGUGAGAUCUGUCGCUUCACAGACUGCAGUUGCCAGACUUGCCUUGAUUUCACUCAGAAUGCAAAAAAUUAAACCUGUUCGUUGGGUUAUUUUUCAUUCUCGGGCCAUUGAAGUAGCAUUUAGGGAGAGCUUUUAAGCUCUAUUUUGGUUGCCAGGCGAAUUAAGAUGCUUCCGUUAUUGGUUCAAUUUUUGUUGUUUUCAGUGACCUAUUCAAGAUAGUGAAAAAGAUGAGGCCUAUUGGGUAUUUAUUUUAACUGGAGAACUUGCUCAUAAAUGACAAUGAUGGAAAAUUUGGGAACAAGAACUUGUUCUUAACUACAGUAGAUGAAAGGCUGUGUUGAAGCCUUCAUUGGACAUGGAGCACUAUAUAAUUUAACUUUGCAACCGAGUUCUCAGUUGAACACUACUGACGAUAGUUCAAGAACUUCAUAGAUUUGCCGAGUUACGUUGAGCGAGGAAAUGAAAUCUCUAAGUUGGUCACCAAUAGUCGCGGCAAGAGCACACCCCAUUGAGAAAAUGGUGGAACCUAUGCGUGUCUCUCAAUAUAAUCUUCCUUUCUGUUAUCAGAGAAAAGUAUUUAAAUGCACGGUGACAAUCUCCACAAACCCGAAGGUUCUUCAUGAUUCGAAGUGAGACCCCUGGAGCAGUAGAAAGAUCUCCAAAAGCAAAUGCCAGCUUCUCACAGUGAUUGAACAGUGAUUCUUCUCUUCUACUAUCUUUCAUGUCGUGAAGUGUGAAGCUGAUGUCAGGUGCGUAACCUGCUGUUUUAAUCUCCUUGAUUAGCUCGUGUAACUUCUCAUAUAUUUCUUGUGAUAAAGGAUGCGAUCGGUCUUCAACUCUGAACGUAUGAACUCUUCGAUUGAUCUCAAUCCAACUAAGAGCAAUUUCCUUCUCCACACCUCUCUCUUCCAUCAACUGCCUGACUCUUUCAGCUUCUAUCCAUCUUCCUGAUCUAGCAUAAAUAUUAGCAACAAGUACAUAAUUAGUAGCUUCAUAAGGAUCUGAUUCGAGCAGCAAAUCUGCUACCUGCCUUCCGAUUCCCAUGUUUCGAUGUUUACGACAAGCUCCAAGGACGGUUCUCCAUAGAGAAGUGUCGGGUUCAAAAGGCAUAAUAUCUAUUAGUCUCAUUGCUCCCUCAAUAUCUCCUGCUCGGGCCAUCAUGUCCACCAUGCAUGCAUAAUGUUGGUAACUUGGUUUAAUUCCUUCAUUUUCUUCCAUGGAAUUGAAUACCUCUAGGCCUUCAUGAACAAGACCAGCAUGAUUGAAAGCUGAAAGGAGGUUUAGGAGAGUAAUUUCAUCAGGUCUCUGGCCAACAAGUUUCAUCCGUCUGAAGAGCUCUGCAGCUUCUUUUGGAGAGCCAUGUUGAGCAAGAGCUGAAAUAAUUGAAUUGAAUGAAAUCACGUUUGGUUUUGCUAUUGAAUUGAAGAUUUUCCAUGCUUCACUGAUGCACCCGCAAUUUGAGUACAUGGUAACAAGGGAAUUCUUUGUUGCCACAUCAGGGGAAUCACUGCUUUUUAAGCAGUGAGCAUGGACCUGUUUUCCCAUUUCCAUCCUUGACAAUUCACCACAAGCCAACAACAAGCCUGAAUAGAUGAACUGACUGGUUUCGAUACCCAAGUACAUCAUCUCAAGGAAUAGGUGGAGUGCCUCCUCUGCUCUGCCACUCUUCACACUUGCAGAUAUCAUCGAAGACCAAACUCCACUGUCCAUUGAAUCCAUAUCAUCAAAUGCUUGUCUCGCACACCCAAUUUUUUGCUUUGCUGAAUACACAGUAAUCAAACAAGUUCCGAUAAAGUGAUCUCUCUCCAAUCCAACCUUGAAGAUAUAUGCAUGUACCGCUUCGAAUUCUUCAGGAAAAUAGUCUCCUACUUUAGCUCCAGUCAGUAAAGCAGGGAAUGUAAACUUAUCCGGUAGAGUUUCUUGUCUCCUCAUCACUUGAAACAGUCUGAAAGCUUCUUCUCUGUAGCCCACCUGAGAGUACCCUCUAAUUAUGGAAUUCCAACUGGUAACGUUUCUCUGUUUCAUUCUCUCAAAAACCUGCCUUCCAUAUUCUAAUUCUCCACACUUUGCAUACAAGUCUACAAGGGCGGUCUCUAGAAUUAGAUUUGAAGAAAAACCGCGCACGAUAAGUUGGCUGUGCAGUUGCUUUCCCAAAGAAUCUGCUUCGAUAUCGGCAGAAGAUUUCAGCAGGCUGCUGAAUGUUAGAGGAGUCGGUUCAAUUCCAGUGCUCUGCAUCUCCUUAUAAAGAUUAAAACCAUCACCGUGGAUCCCAUGUUCCACUAGCUGAGCGAUCAUAGAAUUCCAAGCUACUGGACUCCUUGUUCUGGAAAUCGCCUCAAAAGCACGAGCAGAGUCAUUUAUAUUCUCACAAGCAGCAUACAUUUGGAUGAGAGAGUUGCUCACGAACUCUUCUCCUCCACAUCCAAACUUGAUGGAGAGAGAAUGGAGCUGCUUUCCUAGAGAGGGCUCCCUUUGCUGUCCUGCGACUCUUAUAACAACAGAAAACGUGAACGCGUCCGGUUCAAUCCCAUGACUCUGCGAUUCAAGGAACACCGACAAGGCCUCCUCGACGAGCCCACUUCGAUAGUACAUUGUAAUUAUGGAGUUGCAACAGAUGAGAUUGGUUCCAAGUUUGCUGGUGUCGAACACCCUGCGAGCAAAAUCCAAGCUUUCGCAUUUCACGUACAAGCUCAGCAGGCUGGAUUGCAAGAACUGAUCGGAUUCGAGACCUCUCUUUAUCAUGCGAGCAUGGACUUGAAGACCCCCUUCUAAAAAUCUCUCUUUUGAGCAAGCUCGCAGCAAAGCCCCAUAUGAAGAAGGCUUGAUGUCUGAACUAAGCGCUCUCUGGUCAUUGGAGAAGAGCUCGAAUGCUCUUCUUCUGAGACUUUGGUCUCCACACACCUUUUUGGGGACACCAUUGGUCAUCUCUUCAGCUCCUUUCAGUUUUGUCUCUCUGGUGGAUUUUGUGUUCCCAGUUUCCAGUAAUGGGGGAAUUCUAGUCAAGGGGAGGCUUCGGCAAUUCAGAAGCACCAUGUUGUUAUUGGCUUUGAAAGCUUCAUAGAACAGUGAGGGGCUCACAAGGUAUCAUCUAUCUUCUGAAGAGCUUAGCCAUUUUGUUUGUUGGAUGUCUCGUUUAAAUAUCUUAGGCAAGAAAUGACUCACCAUGGCUUAAAGGUGUGGCUCUAGGAUGGGGAGUGCUUCAUAAAGCAGAUAUUGUAAGAAUUCUAUUAAUUUUUAGGGGCUCUCCGAUUUUCCUCAACUUAUCCGUGGAGGUUUUGUGGUGUUUCCGUUUUCGGCCGCGUCAGCCGCUGUACGCCCGUUGGGAAUUGGCUGGCCGGCCUAUUGGACCGUUGCGCCAGCUGACCCGCAGAGGACUCCAUGGAGCCCCUGGAGCACUAAAUGGACUAGCCGUUUAGGCCCGUCCGGAUAGCCGUUCGCCCAAGUCCCCAGAGUUCACGUCUUUCUUAUUACUGAGUGGAUCAUUCGUGUAUGCUCCUCCACUGUGAUCAUGUUGUGCUACUGGAGCAAGUUCAUUGGAGGCCUUCAUUGCCAAAGCUGCUGUGGUUCCUUUAGGGCAGCAAAUGAUGCGCCUCUGUCCUAUGUGAACGCUUUCUAUCCCCUGUACCAUUCUCAUGCUUUACCUUUGAUGUAUUUAAA